AUGAAAAAGCAGAGUAUGAAGCAGAAGAGUAUGAAACAGCAGAGUGUGAGUGUGAAAGAGUGUGAAACAGAAGAUUAUCAGAUAAAAGAGUGUAAAACAGAAAAGUGUGAAACAGCAGAGUCGUGUGAACCAGAGGAGUAUGAAACAGAAAAGUAUGAAAUACCGGAGUGGGAAACAGAAAAGUGUGUAACAGAAGGGUAUACACUCGAAAAGUAUGAAACAGCAGAGUGUGAACCAGAGGAGUAUGAAACAGAAGAGUAUGAAACAGAAGAUUAUGAAACAACAAAGUAUCAAAAAGCAGAGUGUGAAACAGAAAUGUGUGAGACAGCAAAGUGUGAACUAGAAGAGUCUGAAACAGCCAAGUGUGAACCAGAAGAGUCUGAAACAGCAGAGUAUGAAUCAGAAGAGUAUGAAACAGCCAAGUGUGAACCAGAAGAGCAUGAAACAACAAGGUAUCAAAAAGCAGAGUGUGAAACAGAAAUAUGUGAAACAGCAGAGUGUGAACUAGAAGAGUCUGAAACAUCCAAGAGUGAACCAGAAAUGUCUGAAACAGCAGAGUAUGAAUCAGAAGAGUAUGAAACAGCAAAGUAUCAAACAGUAGACUGUGAACCAGAACAGGGUGAAACAGCAGAAUUCGAAACAGAAGAGUGUGAAACAGCAGACUGUGAACCAGAGGAGUGUGAAACAGAAGGGUGCGAACCAGAAUUAAGGUAA
Molecule: messenger RNA, 714 nt
Organism: Liolophura sinensis
Lineage: Eukaryota; Metazoa; Mollusca; Polyplacophora; Chitonida; Chitonidae
Product: keratin-associated protein 29-1-like
Exons: 2
Coding region: 1-714 (237 amino acids)
Source: RefSeq, a predicted model, not a curated record